AUGGUGCUUAAAUCUACGUCUGCGGGAAAUGUUUCCAUAUAUCAAGUAUCCGGAUCCAAUGUUUCUCGUUCAUUACCCGACUGGAUAGCCAAGAAGCGGAAGAAGGCUUUGAAACAAGAUUUGGACUAUUCAAACCGUAUUGAAUUAAUUCAGGAUUUCGAGUUCAGUGAGGCCUCAAACAAGAUAAAAGUUUCACCCGAUGGCCAGUAUUGUAUGGCCACAGGCACCUACAAGCCCCAAAUCCAUGUGUACGAUUUUGCCAACUUAUCUCUCAAGUUCGAACGUCAUACAGAUUGUGAAAAUGUUGACUUUGCCAUCUUAAGCCAAGAUUGGACGAAGUCAGUUCACUUGCAAGUUGAUAGGAGUAUAGAAUUUCAAACCAAGGGAGGUAUAUACUACAAGACAAGAAUACCGAAGUUUGGUAGAAGUUUAUGCUAUAAUGAAGUAAACUGUGACUUACUUGUGGGAGCUCUGGGAAAUGAAUUGUACAGAUUAAAUUUGGAACAAGGUAGGUUUUUGAACCCGUUGCAAUUGGAAACGGAUAGAGGUGUCAACAUGGUGGCUAUAAAUAGAGUACACGGUCUAAUAUCAGCGGGACUAGAAGAUGGUACGGUUGAAUUUUGGGAUCCUAGAUCGAAAUCGCGAGCAGGAAAGUUGUGGGUUGAUGAGCAAUUGAACGAAUCCGGUAUACAAGUUUCAUCUGUCAGCUUUCGUCAUGAUGGAUUGAAUUUUGCAUGUGGGACAUCCAGUGGUAAGACUUUGCUUUAUGAUCUACGCACAAACCAGCCAUCUAUCGUCAAAGAUCAAGGUUAUGGAUUUGACAUCAAAAAUAUUGUAUGGUUGGAAAAUACUUUGAAACCUGACGCGGUGUUGACAAGCGACAAACGUAUUGCAAAGAUUUGGGAUAGAAAUACUGGGAAACCAUUUGCUUCCAUGGAACCAACAGUUGAUAUAAAUGAUGUAUGCCAUGUUCCUAACUCGGGUAUGUUCUUCAUGGCAAAUGAAGGUAUGCCAAUGCAUACGUAUUAUAUUCCUAAUUUGGGCCCUGCGCCUUCUUGGUGUUCAUUCUUGGAUAAUGUAACUGAAGAGUUGGAAGAGAAACCUUCAGAUACUAUUUACUCCAACUACAGAUUCAUCACCAAGGACGACGUACGUAAGCUAAAUUUGGGCCACUUGAUUGGAUCAAAGGUUUUACGAUCAUACAUGCACGGUUUCUUUAUUGAUACAGAGUUGUACGAAAAAGUCAACCUUAUUGCCAACCCCAACUCAUUACGUGAUCAAAGAGAACGUGAUAUCAGAAAGAAGAUUGAAAAAGAAAGAGAGUCAAGAAUUAGGUCCACUGGUGCCAUUACAAACACAAAGAUUAAAGUCAACAAAGAUUUGGCAAGUAGGUUGCAAGAAAAAGUUGGAGGAGACGCGGCAGAAAGCGUUAUCAAUGAUGAUAGAUUUAAGGAAAUGUUUGAGAACCCUGAUUUCCAAGUUGAUGAGGAAUCACAUGAGUAUAAACAAUUGAACCCAGUGAAAGCACCGGAAAAGGAUAUCACGAGAUCAAGAGGGUUGACUGCAGCAGAAGAAUCUGAUGAAGAGAGAUAUAAUGAUAACGAAGAAGCUGAAAGUGAUAAAGAGAGUGAAGAGUCUGAAAGUGAGGAAAGUGAAGAUGAGGAAGUAAAGAAAGCAAAGAAGGCAAAACUCGAUAAAGAGUUGGCCAAGUUGAGAAAGAAGAAGGAAGAGGAAAAGAGGUUUAAGAAUGAAAUGAAGAUUCUCGCCAAGGAAGCACCAAAGGAAUCUACCAAAUCCAAAGAAACAUUUGCUUCUCAGGUAAAGAAUUUGCACAGAGUAAGCAAACCAAGGGACGAUUCAAGACUUCAAAGACACUCCAAGGGAGAAGCUGAACUCACAUUCGUCCCCAGAGGCAAGGAAAAGAAGUAUAAGCCCAAGAAAGAUGAUGAAAACGGUAUUGAUAAAGGCAGAACGAAGCAAAGGUUUGAAGGUCGUAGAAUUGCUUCCAGAAACCAAUUUAGAGGUAUGUAG
This is a messenger RNA of Lodderomyces orthopsilosis Co 90-125, 2031 nucleotides long. RefSeq names its product ribosome biosynthesis protein (gene ENP2). The transcript has a single exon. The record is from RefSeq and is a predicted model, not a curated record. Gene Ontology annotation, biological process: maturation of SSU-rRNA from tricistronic rRNA transcript (SSU-rRNA, 5.8S rRNA, LSU-rRNA). The coding region runs from base 1 to 2031 and encodes 676 amino acids. Gene Ontology annotation, cellular component: nucleus; small-subunit processome; 90S preribosome. Gene Ontology annotation, molecular function: protein binding. NCBI's taxonomy places the organism in Eukaryota, Fungi, Ascomycota, Pichiomycetes, Serinales, Debaryomycetaceae.